Messenger RNA from Rhopilema esculentum, 5111 nucleotides. The record is from RefSeq and is a predicted model, not a curated record. Lineage: Eukaryota; Metazoa; Cnidaria; Scyphozoa; Rhizostomeae; Rhizostomatidae.
UCCGUUACAAAAUGAUUUGGCCGAAACAACAAAAGUUGGCCGAAUUUUGGCGGCAUGUUGAAAGCCCCAAAAGUACAAAGAAAACGACAACUUAGGCACAGACAAUAUUCAACAUUUCAUUAAAAUAAUCUCAAAAUUGCAAAUAACGAAGCAAGAAACAAAGUAAAAAAUAACAGAAAAUUGAAAGCGAGUUGGAGCUUUUGAAACAAGCAAAGCCAAUUUUGAUUACACUAUCACUCCACAGAAUUAGCCAAGAAUCAUUGGCCGCCAACCAUUCCAAGCAUCUGGCAACCCUGUAUCAGCGGUAUGUUUGGUGGGGUCAGCAAGAGAUUCCUCAAAAACAAUGAUAUGACCGCCAAGUUGAUUGUGGUGGGAACACAUGCUGAAAGUUCAUAAUGCUUGCGGUUUUUACCAUUUUUACCGGUUCCCAUUGUUUCCCAUUGUUGCGACCGACCUUAAAAGGAACUUUUCAGUCAAGGACUGGUGCAAUCGCAGGACUACUUUCUGGAUAGGAUUUUUAUAAGGAGAAUAACGGCUGUAUACAGUAUCGGCUUAGGUUGAUUAGGACUAGUUUUAGCAAUCGAGGUACCUGCGUUUUCAUGUGGACAUUGCGUCAAUAAAGUUGUAUGCAGUUAGGAAAGAAAAAGCAUCAUGCUUCUUUUGACGAAGAGAAUAGAUCGCCGCGAUGGUGUUCUUUCAUGGCUGACUUUGCUUGCGUCAGUUUUCAUUACUGCAUGUUCUUGUGGCUUCCUCAAUAUUUUCGGCAUCUGCUACAGUUAUUUUCUGGAGAGGUUUGGUAAUUCAAAGGAAAAGACAGCAUGGACUGGCUCACUCCCCACUUCAUUGAUGUUUGUGUUGGGACCUGUUUCAUGCUGGAUCAUCAAUAAAGCUGGGCUAAGACUUUGCACAAUGAUUGCAGCAUUCCUUGUCAGCCUGUCUCUUCUGAUGACGUCAUUCGCUACAAACUUGGACCUAGUCUUCAUCUCGUUCAGCGUCCCUUUUGGGCUUGGUUCAUCUGUUCUCCUAAUGGCAUCGGUAAAAUCUGUGUGCAUUUAUUUUGAUAAAUGGUUAUCUUUGGCAUAUGGUCUCCAAACUGGCUGUGUUGCACUUCUCCAAGCGGGUUUUUCAAGCCUUCUCGUUUUGCUACUAAAAGAAGUUAGAUUUGAACGAACAUUCCAAAUACUAUCAGCUGUAUUUCUUGUCAUCUGUCUGGCUGGUGGCUUGACAUUUUGCCCAACUUCAUAUGCGGUAGAAAAAGACGAGCCUGAAAAGAAAACAACGAAUUUCCGAAUAUAUUUUAAGUUACUGAAGAACAAGAAGAUCUGCAUCUUUCUUGUGGCUAACUUCAUAGUGUCGUUCGCGUAUGGUGUGUCUAGCAUUCACCAGGUGCAACUUGCUAUAGAGAAAGGUGUUCAAGUGAGCACAGCCAAGUUGUUUCCCGUUUUUAGUUCUAUUUCUUGUGGCUUAGGCCGCAUCUGCUGCGGGCUUCUACUUGACCUGAAAGUUCAGAAGAAAAUAGCAUUUUACCAGCUUGUGAUGUUUUUAACUGGUUUAACCUGCUUUCUGGGACUAUUUGCGACAACUGAAGGACACCUUAUCGCAUAUAUCUGGAUAUACUCCGCUCUUGAUGGCAUGGUACAAACAUGCUGCACACCUUGCCUGCGGACUAUAACGGGUUUAACAUUUUUAGGAGAAGCGUAUUCCAUGGUACUGACUGUAGACGCCGUGUCUCUCUUGCUAGGGCCACCUCUUGUAGGGUUAGUGGUCGAGAAAACAAGAAGUUACAAUGCAUUUUUUUACAUGUCUGGGGCACCAUACAUAGCUGCUUUUAUAGAGCUCUUCCUUCUUCGAUUUGUUGUUUCACUGUCACAAGAUGAGACUAGCAGUGACAAGAGAGAGAGAGAAAACGAAGAGCAGUUAUUAUAAAGGUCGGAUCAAAUCACAAGUCAAUUUUUAGUUAGAUGUUAAUGGGUAGAAAUAUGAUAGGGAUUUUUAUUUGUACAGAAUAAUCUACCAGCAUAAUAACACUACUAUUGCCUUAAAAAUCUUGUUACAGAGAAGGAAAAUGUAUUUUAUUUUAUUACGAUCAUAAAGGAAAGAGGUACACCAGUAAUUAUUUUCAAAUGAAAGCAUGAUUUAAAACCCAUUAAUACUUUAAUAUUGUUACCUAUUGUAGUUUGAUGUUUUGUCAAAAUUUUCUACAAAAAGUGAGUCUUUUACAGUUAUUGAAAUUAGCAUAUAUUUAAUUGUAAUUUUGAAUUAUUAGUUAUGGUUAUGUGUUAAAUAUUUUUAUCAUUUUUAUUUUGGCUCGUUUUUUCCGUUAAUUCCUUCUCUCGUCGCAAAUAUUAAUGUUUAGCUCCCCAAAGUUUACCGUCAACUGCCCCAUUAUUGGAAAUCUCUUUCAACUUCAACUAUCACUGCAUUUUACCUUAUAUUAUAUUAUAUUUUACCUUUUAUGUAUAUUUCACACGGCUAUAUUAGUAAAUGCUAUUUAUUCGAAUAAUUUUGCUUGGCCUUCUGAGCCUCCAAUAACAAAGUAGUAUAUUUUUCCACGACUUAUUUGAAUUUCAUUCGAAUUCCUCGAUAUUUCCAAUCCUGUUCAUUGGAUGAACUUUUCGCGGAGCUAGAAGACGAUGUAUUACUGUUCUAGAAGGCAGGUAUAUCGUCUUGAAAACUGGAGCUUUAAAAAGAAGGGGCUCAGGGGUGUUCAUUGAAAGUUUAUUCGUUUCAAUCGAAAGAAAUAUCCCGGACUUAAAAAAAAAAUUCUAAAAAGAUACAAGAUUCAUUUAGAGACAGCCUUCUCUUUAAAAACAUGAAAGAUUUGCUUUGGUAAUUUCUUGAAAGCCGGUAAUAUAAUAUGUACUUGCGGUUGUAUAUAAUAUAAAAUAUGUAACUGAAAUUCAAUGAGGGAAAAUUGAACUCUUUCAUCUUUGUAAGUCUGUGUCACACUAUUGCUUACCAGUCAGGGACGUGGUGGGAAUUUUGUUGGCCGGGAAAAUCACGUUUUAUGGGCACGGAGGCAGCUUGGCGCCUUACUUCACUUUCUUCUCACAAAUCUGAUGUUACAAUUUAGACAGGGAAUUUUGUAGAAAAAACUAGCAAACUGCCUAACCUCAAAUUUUAUUUCACAUUCUUACUAAAUCGACCAUGGAGAUUCCAAAUCCAAGAUGGGCCAAAAAAAAUUAUCACCGGAAGUUACUGUUUUUGAUGACGUCAUCAAAAAAAUGAUAAAAAAUCUUUAAAAAUCGGCCAAGGACUCGAACUCAACUUUUUUUGCAUUUUUGCACUAAAUUAACUAUGCAGAUUUCAAAUCUGAGAUGAAAUGAAAAAUAUCUUGAACGGAAGUCAAAUUUUGUGAUGACGUCAUCAACUUGGAGAAAAUUCACUUUGAACCUUUUUAAUUGUUUUCUCGCAGCUAUCAUUGUCAAAUAUGCUCCAUAUUUGAAUUGCACACAUUCAGUGCUUUUAAAAGAUGUAUUGAAUUUCUAUUAUACUUACUUUUAAACGUUCUUUCAUGACGUCAUCAUCAUUUUAUGACGUCAUCGCCUUUUAAAGGUAAUUGAAUAACGCGUGAAAGGAAGCCUAAAAAUCUUUAGCUAGUUAAAAAAGUCAUUCAAAAUUGAAAUUUCGUUGUAUAGAAAAUUAUAUGGAUCCAUUCAUCCUUCAUCACUGUCUCUUUGCUGGAACUCCAGAAGAAAAUGUAGUUCCACUCAUCAUAGUCUGCUUUAAGCUGAUCUCCUCACCAUAAUUUUUCCCAUGGCCUGGUCCUCAUUGGUUACGUAAUUUUCUUCGAUUUCAUCACUAGAGCGCUGCAGAUCUUGCAGUUUUUAGCGGAGGGUGUGCGGGGCCCUGCACAAGAUGAACAUAAUUUGUGUGAAAAAAAUUUUGGAAUUAUUUUGCUGACUCCAGUAUUUUCUGCAGAUAUUCACAGCUUUCUUAACGUUGACGAUCGGAUAUUUUUGUCUUCAAGCCGUUAAGAAACGUUUUUCUCUGUAUAUCCUCUUCGUGCCAUUUCUUAUUUAUUUAUCAAAUGUAUGUUCAAAAUUAGAAUAUGUAAAGAAAUUGUUUUCCUAUAAACCACACUAAUACCACCUGUAGGCCAGAUCAUUAUUUCCAUCGUAUGUCUAACCAAAGCUUAAAGACAACUUCUCUUACCUUUGGUAAUGUAACCAAUAGUUAAUGCUUGUGUCGACCAGUAUGGAUCUGGUUGUAGAGCUUCUAAUUACCUGUUUUUCAUUGCCUUGCGAAUUCUUACUCGUUUCUGCAGAAGUGUUUCGUCAUAUUGCCCUUUGUAUGAUUACUUUUGCACAAAUUUGAUCGCUUUCGCAAGAAUGUCUUUGCAGAUUUCCUGUCUCAUAGUAACUCUCUCGUGCAAUUUUCCCUUUCCAGAACACUCCUAAAGCUUUUUAAAAUGUUAGCUUUCCUUACAACAACAUUACCGGUGUUGUUUCGCAGCCAAUAACUGCAAGAAUGACUGGUAGAUUUUUGGAACUAUCUGAACCCAGGUAAGAUACGACGUUCCAAAAUUAACGUACUUCUCGUUGUCAAUCUUUAAGGUAUAUUUCUUUGAAGGCUUUUCACACAAUAAGCAGAAAACUACAUUAGUGUCCUUUCGACAACUAAUAAAUUUUAUCGAUGAGGAAAGAAUGGAAUAUCAAGUGGAUGUCAGCCUCUUCAUAGCUGCAAUUAAGCAAGUAUGUCGUGGAAUCUUUGAUUAUCUUUAAGGUUUGUUAUAUAUUGGUAAACAUGAGUGCUUUCAAAAUUAACUGCUUCCCUUCUUAGCCCUGGUAGAGCCUUGAACUAGCUUUAGAAAGUAAGUUUGAUACAACAAGAACCAGACCAGAUAAUACAAAAUGUUCUUGACAAGUUAUCAAGUAGGAACCGAGUUUUGCAAUGGGUUAUCGCAGAGAUAAAGUGUUAUACCCGCACUAAACCUGUCUUAUAUUCCAUUUCAAGGUUGUUGUUGCUGUUAGUGAUGCUUGGCAGUCUUCUGCAUUACAAAGAUCAAGAUAAUCCAAAGGCUCUACCAGAGCUAAGAAGGGAAGCAGUUAAUUUUGAAAGCACUCAUGUUUACCAAUAUAUAACAAACCUUAAAGAUAAUCCAAGAUUCC